AUGGACGAUUCGCAAUUUGCAGACGUGAGCACCCUACUUGUCACAGCGGAUAAUCCAGCGCGCGGUGAUUUUCUGGGUCUGGAUCACAGACGAUGUGUCGCUCUACACAAUUACCUGGUUCGCUACGCUUGGACCGCUGAAGGAGGCUCGCUCGCUAGUCUGAAUGGCAACAAUAAGACAUUCUUCACCACCUACGGAGCUGCGGCGGAGGCUCUUCGCGAACGACUCGACCCCUCAUUGGCAGCUUUUCUUCACGCUGCUCUAUUGCCUCCUGAUGGGCUUGAUGAUCUUGAUCCAGCUCCAUUCUUCUAUUUCGUUGCCGGAUUCUGUGAGCCUGGCGAAUUUUUUGCCCGAGAAGCGGCCGACCUGUUCGACGAGCCAGUCGACAGCCUGAUCUGCUUGUAUUAUCCUAACAUUGGCCAGGGCGGAGAAGGAGGUGGCGGCCUGCUCUACCAUCAAGGUUAUCAUCUUGCUGCUGUCUUGAUGCAUAUGGACGACUACGACUAUGUGCUGCCUGUUGAGGCGCAUCGAGAGCUGUGGCACCCUCUCGAGACCGUGCUCUCCAACUGGAUCCAGUUGAUUCAUCUCGGCAAGGCCCAGGUUACGGCUUCACCUAGAGAUACCCCGGGCCUGUAUGGCAGCGAAAAGAUCGGGCCAUGGGAGUGGCGGCCGUAUAGCGAAGCCCAAGUUGCAGCUUGUAUCGACGCGUGGGAUCGACUGUGCGAGGCCAUCGAGACACGUAUAUCACUAGUUAGCGGUAGUAACAACAACAGCACCGCCGCCACUAAUGCUGUCAAUCCAGAACCACUGCUCGAUCCUGAAAUCUUGGAUGCAGCUUCAUUGCCCAAUCCCUGCUUUGCGCGCUCUUUUCUGACGCACGCACGUCGGCCUCUUUUCCACAGCAUUGCUCCAGGUCUUGUUCUACCACCUUCAGACGCGGCUGGGUUCGUGGCAGUCCAGCCCUUCACUGGAUUGCCUCGUGCCCAUCACACCAUACCACCAGUAUGUCUCUUUCCUGCUGCAGAAGGCGAGCCUGAGGUUGUCCUGACGCUAUCAUCAAACCCCUUUUGCAAUGACUUCCGUGCAACCACUGCCGAUUCACCCGUGCCGUCCCGAGUGGGCGCCGGUGUCUACAGCCAGUCCGUCGAUAGGGAUGCAUGCCAUGACUAUGCCGAGGAGGGAUUUUGGUUACUACUGCCGUACAGCUUCAAGAGUGAUUGGGAUGCAGCUGAGGGCGCGCGGAAAAGCGACGGGUCGUUAAUUGCUAGGGACAGAUUGGCAGAUCUGUUCCAGCAUGGAUACAAACCUUUUGGUGGUGACUAUUACCGUCCUCAGCGGCUGGAGCGUUUGUUCGACUGCUGGUGCAAACUCGUUGAUCAAGGCAUAUGGUCUGUUGGGCCACAAGGGGUACAAGGCGCCAUUGAUACAUUCACGGAGGCUGGAACAGCUCGUUGGAAGGAUUAUCUCAUCUCUCCUACGUGGUAA
Messenger RNA from Trichoderma virens Gv29-8, 1485 nucleotides. RefSeq lists its product as uncharacterized. NCBI's taxonomy places the organism in Eukaryota, Fungi, Ascomycota, Sordariomycetes, Hypocreales, Hypocreaceae. Bases 1 to 1485 code for a protein of 494 amino acids. The transcript has a single exon. The record is from RefSeq and is a predicted model, not a curated record.